This is a messenger RNA of Lathyrus oleraceus (garden pea), 1002 nucleotides long. RefSeq names its product UPF0235 protein At5g63440. NCBI's taxonomy places the organism in Eukaryota, Viridiplantae, Streptophyta, Magnoliopsida, Fabales, Fabaceae. Bases 95 to 793 code for a protein of 232 amino acids. The record is from RefSeq and is a predicted model, not a curated record. The transcript has 5 exons.
AUGAUUAAAAAGAGUUAAAAAGAGGAACGAGAAGGUAAUGAAUAAAAAAAUACAAAAAGGAAAUUGAAAUUGAAAAUCGAUAGAAGAGAAGAGAAUGCCGAAGAGGACGACGCACACAUACUCAAGCGAGGAUGCGGCUCCCGAAGGUCCUAACUCCGAUCUGUUUGUUUAUUACUGCAAACACUGCGGUUCCCAUGUCCUCAUCACUGACACCCAAUUGCAGAAAAUGCCUAGAAGAAACACCGACAGAGCUUACGUUUUAGACAAGACCAAACAUCUUGCUAGGUUCAACAUUGACGAAGCUGGCAACGUUCUCUUAAAGCGAGGGGAAGGAAAAGUCGAGAAACAGUUCCGUAUGAAUUGUAUCGGUUGCGGUCUCUUUGUCUGCUAUCGUUCUCAACAAGAUUUGGAUUCUUCCACUCUUAUUUAUGUUCUUGACAAAGCACUCAGUACUGUCGCUGCUGAAACCAACCCGCAGGAUGCACCUGUUCCACCUUGUAUUUCUCACCUUGAAGGCGGUCUUGUUCAACUUGCCAUCGAAGUCGAAGAUCGUGCUCACCGCUCCGCCAUCACAAGAGUAAAUGCCGAUGAUGUUCGAGUCUCUGUAGCUGCUCCCGCUGCACGUGGAGAAGCUAACAAUGAACUUUUGGAGUUUAUGGGAAAAGUUCUGGGUUUAAGGUUGAGUCAAAUGACUCUUCAGAGAGGAUGGAAUAAUAAGUCAAAGCUUCUUGUGGUGGAGGAUUUGACUGCUAGACAAGUUUAUGAGAAACUUUUGGAGGCUGUGCAACCUUGAUGCUGUUUCUGUGCACAUUUGUAUCUCUUUUAUCAACAAAAACAAGUUUCGGGUUUGAAUUUCAGCUGUAUUUAUUUAAUUUUAGAACGCCAUUGGUCUAUUGAUGUUGGAAAUCUAGAGUAAAACUCGUCUGAUUAUUCAGCAAUUGGGUGGGGUUGGAUUGAAACAUAACGAGAUAUGCUUUGAAUAUGAAAACUGUUAAAAGUCUA